CGCGCUGAGCCUCAGGCAACGGACGGCAGCCGCGGUCCUGACGGCAGCCGCGGCCUCGGGCGCAGCGCCCAGCGCACCGCGCCGAACGGCCGUGAGAGCUUGGCGGGGGAUGCGGCAGCGGCCGGCAAUGUUGUCUUACUUGUAGAAACAUCAUGACACACAGCAGCAUCAUGGUGGAUGUAGGCAAAUGGCCAAUAUUUACCUUACUGUCACCUCAAGAAGUAGCAUCUAUUCGGAAAGCAUGUGUGUUUGGUACAUCAGCCAAUGAAGCUAUAUACAUCACACACAACGAUGAGGUAUUUGUUUUUGGACUGAAUUGCAGUAAUUGUUUGGGAACUGGAGAUAAUCAGAGCACAAUAGUACCAAAGAAAUUAGAAGCCUUAUGUGGAAAGAAGAUUUCCAGUCUCAGUUAUGGAAGUGGACCCCAUGUUGUACUUUGCACUGAAGAUGGUGAAGUGUAUGCAUGGGGACAUAAUGGUUACAGCCAGCUUGGGAAUGGCACAACAAAUCAGGGCAUGACUCCUGUCCAAGUUUGCACAAAUAUGUUAAUGAAGAAAGUGGUGGAAGUAGCUUGUGGCUCUCAUCAUUCCAUGGCAUUGUCAUUGGAUGGGGAUCUAUAUGCUUGGGGCUAUAAUAACUGUGGUCAAGUUGGAUCUGGAUCUACAGCAAACCAGCCAACUCCUCGUAAAGUUUCAAAUUGUUUACAGGGUAAAAUGAUAGUUGGCAUUGCUUGUGGUCAGACCUCCUCCAUGGCUGUGGUGAACAACGGCGAGGUUUAUGGCUGGGGUUACAAUGGUAAUGGUCAGCUAGGCCUUGGAAACAACGGUAAUCAGCUAACCCCGUGCAGAGUGGCAGCCUUACAUGGUGUGUGUGUGCUCCAGAUUGCCUGUGGCUAUGCGCACACACUAGCACUAACAGAUGAGGGUUUGCUCUAUGCCUGGGGAGCUAACACUUAUGGGCAGCUGGGAACUGGCAAUAAAAGUAACCAGCUAAGCCCGGUGCAGAUCAUGAUGGAGAAAGAAAGGGUUGUGGAGAUUGCAGCCUGCCACUCGGCUCACACGUCGGCCGCCAAGACGCAGAGCGGGCAGGUGUAUAUGUGGGGCCAGUGCCGGGGCCAGUCCGUCAUCCUUCCCCACCUCACUCACUUUGCCUGCACUGACGACGUCUUUGCUUGCUUUGCUACCCCUGCUGUCAUGUGGCGCCUGCUCUCAGUAGAGCAUGAAGACUUUUUAACAGUAGCAGAGUCUCUGAAGAAAGAGUUUGACAGCCCAGAAACCUCAGACCUAAAGUUCCGUGUGGAUGGAAAGUACAUCCAUGUCCACAAAGCUGUUCUGAAGAUCAGGUGUGAACACUUCAGAACCAUGUUUCAGUCCUACUGGAAUGAGGAUAUGAAGGAAGUGAUAGAAGUAGACCAGUUUUCUUACCCUGUGUAUCGUGCCUUUCUUGAGUACUUGUAUACAGACAGCGUUGACCUUCCGCCUGAAGAUGCGAUAGGGCUUUUGGACUUGGCUACUUCAUACUGUGAAAACAGACUGAAAAAACUGUGUCAACACAUUAUCAAGAGAGGAAUUGCUGUGGAAAAUGCGUUUUCACUGCUCUCUGCUGCUGUCAGAUACGAUGCAGAGGACUUGGAAGAAUUCUGCUUUAAGUUUUGUGUCAAUCAUUUGACAGAAGUGACACAAACCACAGCGUUUUGGCAAAUGGAUGGUCCCCUGCUAAAGGAAUUCAUUGCUAAAGCCAGUAAAUGCGGAGCCUUUAAGAACUGAGCCGAGUCUGUGAGUGACGGUGUCUGCAGGGGCUGCAGGACGGCCGGGCUCUGCGGCUCAAAGCACCACUUCCCUGCUCUCUCGUACCACAAGAUGUGGAAGGCCACAGUGAAAACAAAACAAGAAGGUUCUCUGCUCACAAGUGAACUGCUGUAGAAACAUUUAGCACCCGUGGCUGGUGGAACCCACAAAGCUCUCGACGGAAGGAGGCAGUGGGGCUGUGAGGAAGGAGCCUCCCCUCAGCCUGGCUGUCUGUGCCAGCACUGCCUGGUGACAUUGUACCCCUUGGGGCUGGAGAAUAGUCAGACCUGAGCCAUGGACUGACGUCCCCGAGAGCAUCAGCUCCCUGGGCCGGUAGGGCACAUGGAGCUCUUACUACAGUGGCACAGCUGCCAGCAAAUAGUGUCAGUAACGCAGCAUAGUCAACGCUUAGCAAGGGGGGGCAAAAAUACCCUCUUCCUGAAGCCUAUACAUGUAGCUUUGGAGAAGGGUAACUAACUAGCCAGCCCCAGGGCACGUAAAGCUCUGUUUAAACCUUCAUGAGUUGUAACCUCUGCUCGGUGUAGUCUGUACAAGCAAUAUUUGUAACGGUUAAUGGCAACAGCUCCCUCUUCCGUGACCUCAGAGGUGAUCUGAAAAGGGGGGCUGUUGCAUUUAAGUGUUGUAUAAAUUUAAAUUACACAAAAUAAAAUUCACUUCUUUUUGUA
This is a messenger RNA of Colius striatus (speckled mousebird), 2473 nucleotides long. It is a transcript of the gene RCBTB1, whose product is annotated as RCC1 and BTB domain containing protein 1. The transcript has 12 exons. The coding region runs from base 153 to 1766 and encodes 537 amino acids. Lineage: Eukaryota; Metazoa; Chordata; Aves; Coliiformes; Coliidae. The record is from RefSeq and is a predicted model, not a curated record. Gene Ontology annotation, molecular function: protein binding.